Messenger RNA from Exophiala spinifera, 2067 nucleotides. RefSeq lists its product as uncharacterized. The record is from RefSeq and is a predicted model, not a curated record. Bases 1 to 2067 code for a protein of 688 amino acids. The transcript has 5 exons. NCBI's taxonomy places the organism in Eukaryota, Fungi, Ascomycota, Eurotiomycetes, Chaetothyriales, Herpotrichiellaceae.
AUGGGGCGUCGCCGUCGCCAAAGCGGUCAUCGCCAGGCACAGCUUCCUUUUCUUCGGGUUGAGCCUAAGCCGGUAGGGGUCUCAUCGACUCCGGCAACCUUCGCACAUAGGCCGCGGCAGCGGUAUUCCAGUAUCCCUCCCGAAGAACUCCAGCCUGGAGCUCCUCAACAUCGAUACAACGAGGCCACAGCCCCUUCAAGCCCCGUCAGUAGCCGCUCAGCACACUCCCACGGUAGCUUGGGGCACUCUGUUUCUACUAGCUAUACCAGCUACCUGGCCGACGCGAGGCAUCUUUCACCCGACCCGCCUACACCCACAAACUCGACUAUUUCGACAUACAAUUCAGCUCAUCAUGCAACCAAUGGCUCUGGGAGACCGCGGCAGUAUCAAAGCUUCAUGUCCAGUGGUACCUCUGACCCAGAUGUACAGAUGACAGAUGUUCUUGGUAUCGACGUUCGUUUCUCGAGUGCUGAGACUCAGCAAUAUGUUGGAAGCCAACCCCAAUAUGUGUCUGAUCGCGGAUUUUCUCCCACCACUCAUCAAAGAUAUCCGCACAUGGCUGGGCCAUGGGCCCCAUUGCCAUUUCGACAUGAAGAUUUAUACAUGGGCGAAGAGGGAGCAGGUCCUGUCCGGGAGGAAGUAGUCCCCGAGGAUGCACAGACCCAAAGCUCGCGCGAGAAACGAGGAGGUCGCACCAGACCUCUAUCACCAUCUGCACGGAAAGAGGCCAGUGACGUUCGAAGGGUGGGAGCCUGCCUUCGUUGUACCAUUAUGAGAGAAAAGUGCGAUCUUCAAACCUCUUGUCACACCUGUUUAACCAAGGAGCGACGGAAAUUUCCCAAAACAUGCAUUAGAGCCCAUGCUGACUGGGAACGACUCAAGUCGAUCAUUUUCCCCCUUGAAUUGACCUCAUCAUUGCGGCGUGACAAGCUCUUCCGAUAUAUGUCCAAAGGGGCAUUCACUCUAUCCCCUCGACAACCUUUCAAGAUCCCACUAGAUCUGGGUGUGGGCACACCAUUGCAGGUGAUGGUACAGGAAUUUCAUGCGCUCACCACUGAGAUUGAACACACAUAUCGCAUCAAGGAAGAUGGCAGUGGAAACAAGAUUUACUGUCAACAUCAAGUAUGGAGCCCACCAAUCAAUGUGUUUUUCAAAAAUGGAGAGUAUAUGAGACCGGUACAAAGUCUGAAGCACCAGAUCAACACAAUCUUUGAGAAUGUGCUGGGCGACGAAAAGGGCUGGAUAAACUGGACCAUGGAAUAUUUCCCCUCCAAGGAGGAGAAUUUCCAAACAGACAUCCUCGGUUGGAUAGGCAAGUACUACAGAAAGGACAUUCAUGAACAUGGUAUUCUCAAGACAGGGUUGAGCUUGCUGUGGUACGAACACUUGCUCUUGAGAAGCUUCGAAAUCCCACCUGAAGCCAGGCCAAUGUUGGAAAAGCAUCUCGAGAGUUGUCGGCCGGCGGAGCUCAGUGAGAAGGCUGAAAUAGCGCCAGAAACCAUCAAUCGAUUCCUCAAGGGCGUUAUCCUUCCUAUGGCCGAGGAUGCAGCAAGAUCAGUACUGGAAACACUGCAUGAGAAGAUGUUCAAGAUGGCGGUCAACUUGGACUUAUCCAAAGCACGGACUGACAUUGCACUCUGCCUGGCUUUCAUCCUGUUGAUAUUUCUCGGGAGGACACAGCACGCGUUGGUUCUCCUGGCCAGCACGAGUGCAAAGGAAUCUGACGGGAUGUAUUCGUUAAGCGACGCCAAAGCCAAGAUCCAAGAAAUGGAAGAUUCCGUCACAGAAUACCUGCUGUCCUUCCACAAAUAUACGUUGAGCAGGAAGUCUUCCAGAUCGGCCAAAGUGUCGAGCGGUGGUGGUGAAGAGCGCUCAGCAUUUGAGAUGCAUGCCCGAGACUUUGAUCUAGUAGGUCGUUUCAGAGGAGAGGUCGGCGUUGAAUACGCGGGCAUCAAGCCAGAGGAUUUGGAUGUCGGUCCUCUCAACUACAAGACAUUUCGACACAUGAACGUCCGCCGACUGUGUUGGAAGCUGUUUCAAAAUUUUGAUGUCGACGCUUCCAAUUAA